Epinephelus moara (kelp grouper) is the source of this 8181-nucleotide messenger RNA. RefSeq names its product rho GTPase-activating protein 23-like. The transcript is spliced from 24 exons. Gene Ontology annotation, biological process: signal transduction. NCBI's taxonomy places the organism in Eukaryota, Metazoa, Chordata, Actinopteri, Perciformes, Serranidae. Gene Ontology annotation, molecular function: protein binding. The record is from RefSeq and is a predicted model, not a curated record. Bases 522 to 5189 code for a protein of 1555 amino acids.
GAGAGACCGGAGCAAGCGAGAGGAGGAGGAAAAGGAGAGCCAGUGUGUGGUGUGAGCCCAGAUUACAACCAACCAGAUACUGAAACAAGACAGGAGCAUGGAGGACAAAAAUAAAAGGAUAUAAGCUCCUCUAACAUAUUCUCUCCUUCUGCCAGUUCAAAAGAAAAAGAAUCACACCCAGGUUGUGUUCAGGAAGAGGGAGGAAGAGUGAGAAGAAGGGGAAGAAAAGGAAAGAGGAGGAGUACUGUAUUUCCAAGAGCGAGCGUUUCAGAGGACGGUGCUGUCACAGAAGAGGAGGAGGAGGAGGAGGAGGAGGAGGAGGAGGAGGAGGUGAUGCGUGCGAGUGUGUGUGUUUGCAACACAUCAGCGACAGGAGUGACACAACACUAAGGUGUGUGUGUGUGUAUGAUGUGAACUCCCCCCCACACCCCCUCAUCAUCAACAUCGUCUACAGAGAGCCAACCUGAGGUUUCACAAGCCAUGCUGAGGACCAGGAACGAGCUGAAGUCCUGCUGAACACCAUGGCCCAGGCUAAAGGACGGAGAGAUGGCAUGGUGUCGUCCAAUGAGAACAGGCGCCGGCCACUGUCAUCGGGUGAGGUGGAGGGCGUGUCAUGGCAGGGCCCACGGACCAUUUUUGUCCAGAAGAACUCACAGGGAUUCGGCUUUACUCUUCGCCACUUCAUCGUCUACCCACCAGAGUCCUCCCUCCACAGCCUCAAGGAUGAGGAGAACGGAAAUGCAACUGGAAAAGCAGGUUGUCAGCGGUCUCGUUUGGAGCCAAUGGACACCAUUUUUGUGAAGAGUGUCAAAGAAAAUGGCCCCGCGCAACAAGCUGGACUGUGUACAGGGGACAGGCUGGUGAAGGUGAAUGGGGAGAGCAUCCUGGGGAAAACCUACUCUCAGGUGAUCGCACUCAUCCAAAACAGUGAAAACAUUCUGGAGCUCUCCAUUAUGCCCAAAGAUGAGGAUGUGUUGCAGUUGGUAAGUGCGUACUCCCAGGAUGCCUACCUGAAAGGCAAUGAGCCAUAUUCAGGUGAGGCCCAGAACCUCCCUGCGCCGCCGCCUCUCUGUUACCCUUCUCCCAAGCCCAGCUCCACUGCCCCACAGCCCAGCCACAACCUCCACAGUCCCCUGGACAACUGGCAGUGCCGACCUGGCCCUGCCGCCUCUCCACUGGACAACCGCCCCCCUGCUGCUUCUACCCCCACCUCCGGCUGGCCCGGAGGUCCUGAGGAUUCCAGUGGUCACUUUGCCCCAUCAGGGCGGCACAGAGGCCGCUCCUCUUCAGCCAUCAGUGUGCUGGACUUUCACUUUGCUAACCACAAUGCUGCCAUCGCCUCUGCAACGCUGCCUCCACCACGGAAGAGCAGCCUGCCGGCCUCUGCCCGCACUCACACCGAUGCUCUCUGCCACCAGGCUCUGUCGGACUGGUACUACAGCCAAGCUGAAGCUGCAGAGCACAUGUCCCCCCGCCACCGCAGUAUAUCUCAGGAUUGUUUAGCAGAGCUGGGACUGGGAUUGGCCCUCGGCCCCGGACCCACACCUGCUUCCACAACCUCUGCUGAGCAACGCAGAAGAGAAACCCUCGUGUGCCACCACCAGGCAGCUGCUGCUUCCCAUGAUUCCUAUUGGCUAGGGGGCUGGGGUGGUGUGUCAGGACCAGGAAGCAGGUCAUGUUCAGAGAGCCUCCUGGCAGCAUACGCAGAGUACGAGCAUAACUAUGGGCGUUCUGUGGAAACACUGGCACAAGCCUCUGCACUGGUGUCGCCACGCUAUGAACACUCUGCACAAGCCUCCCAAAUGGCAAAAUUCAGAGAGCAGAAAGUUUCAGCAGGGCAUCAGCACAAAACCACAGUGAUACCCUCCAUCACAGCCUCCUCCACAGUGCCUCCUAGUGGCAGGCAGUCAGGUCAGCAAGUAGCUGAACCCCAGACAAGGCGCGUAAAAGAUGAAGAGCUUGUGGGCUACAAAAGCUAUAGCCCUUCUUUCUCUCGCAAAGCUGGCCACCUCCUCCAGCAGGCCCACUCCUUCAGAGAGCCCAGCUACAGCGGCCCUCACCUCAACUGGAGCCCCGGCAGCAGCGGCAGCCCUGCAGACAGUGAGGGGGGGAUGGUACCCAGGCCACAGUCUACCCCCGCCCUGUCUGCAUCAGAGGAGGAAAGAGCCCGACUGGGUGAGGACAGGGAGGUCAUCUCCCCCAUCACCCUGCAUCAAGAGGUGGUCCUUAGGCAGAAGCCACCCUCUGGCCGCCGCACCCCUGUUCAGGCUGUUCGACAUCCCCACUACACCACACCUGCGGAGUCACCGGAGCCCCCUGGUUUGGAACCCACACGAGGGACCCCCUCUCCUGUUGCUGGGGGGCCCGGCCCCAACCGCAGGGCUAAUGGUAGCCUGGCACAGCAUGCAUACAACUCCCUGUCCUCUAUUCCCUUCAUAGAUGAACCCACCAGUCCUAGUAUUGACCUACAGGCCUGCUAUGUACCAGCCCGCUCUGUUGUGUCCAGUUCCCAGGCCUCCACUAUGGCCACCCUCACUUCCACCUGUGUCUCCCCCACCCUCUCCUCCAUCUCCCCCUUUGUCCGACUUCGUUCUCAGGACUGCAGCAGUAUUAAAGGUCGCCGCUCCUCUUACCUGUUGGCCAUCACCACUGAGAGAUCCAAGUCCUGUGACGAGGGUCUAAACACCUUCAGGGAAGAAGGCCGAGUAUUCUCCAAACUACCAAAAAGGGUCAAGAGCUUUUUCACCGAUGGGUCUCUGGAGAGCCUGCGAGCCCAGGAGGAGGCCCGCUCCAAACGCCACUCCACCUCUGAACUGGGAACCAUCACCUUCAGUGAUGUUCGCAAGGAAGGCUGGCUGCACUACAAACAGAUCCUCACAGAGAAGGGAAAGAAAGUAGGGGGUGGCAUGCGACCAUGGAAGCGGGUCUUCUCCGUACUCCGUUCCCAUUCGCUCUUCCUCUACAAGGACAAGCGAGAAGCCGUCCUUCACGGGGCAGGGGCGGGGCCCAGCCAAGACGAGCAUCCUCCAAUCAGCAUCCGCGGCUGCCUGAUCGACAUCGCCUACAGUGAAACCAAGCGUAAGCACACCCUGAGGCUGACCACGCAAGAUUUCUGCGAGUACCUGCUGCAGGCCGAGGACAGGGAUGACAUGCUGGCCUGGAUCAAGGUCAUCAGGGAGAACAGCAAGACCGACAACGAGGAGAUUGGUUUCUCAAGACAAGCUCUCAUCAACAAGAAGCUCAACGACUACAGAAAACACAGUCUGACAGGUAGUAAGCCAGACUCGUCUCCUAGAGCCCAUCGCAUGAUGCCUCCCUUCCUGCUGGCCAAGACUGACAACACCUCAGUGAACCGAACCCCCAGAACCGAUGACAACAAGGCGCUGUGGGGCAUCAACAUCAUGAAGAAGGCCAAGAAGACAGGCAGUCCGAAGGCUUUUGGUGUGCGACUGGAGGACUGUCAGCCUGCUGUCAACCAUAAAUUUGUCCCUCUGAUCGUCGAGAUGUGCUGUGGUGUGGUGGAGGAGACGGGUUUGGAAUACACUGGCAUCUACCGGGUGCCGGGGAACAACGCCAUGGUGUCCAACCUGCAGGAGCAUCUCAACAAAGGCAUGGACAUCAACACUGCUGAAGAGAGAUGGCAGGACCUGAAUGUAAUCAGCAGCCUGCUCAAAUCGUUCUUCCGAAAACUGCCUGAGCCGCUGUUUACUGAUGACAAAUACAAUGAUUUCAUUGAUGCCAACCGGAUAGAGGACGCAGAGGACAGACUGAAGACCAUGAAGAAACUGAUCCAUGACCUCCCAGAUCACUACUAUCACACCCUAAAGUUCCUGGUGGGUCACCUCAAGAAGGUGGCCGAUCACUCUGAAAAGAAUAAGAUGGAGCCAAGAAACCUGGCUCUGGUGUUUGGUCCCACUCUGGUGAGGACGUCAGAGGACAAUAUGACCGACAUGGUCACCCACAUGCCUGAUCGCUACAAAAUAGUGGAGACACUAAUCCUCCACCAUGACUGGUUCUUCACUAACGGAGAGCUCGAUAAGGAAGAAAAGGCCCCAGAGGAUAAGCGGGACAUGCAGCCUGUGCCCAACAUUGACCAUCUGCUGUCCAACAUCGGCAGGCCAGGCAUGCCAGGAGAGGCAUCAGAUUCCACCACCAGCGAUUCACUUAAGUCAAAGAUUUCUUCGCUCUCCAAGAAGGACCUGAAUGCCAAGGACUUCCUGCCCAUGUCCAUCAUCUCUGCUGUGACCCGCAAACGAAAAAAAUGCCCCAGUACCCACCUGCAGGGCAGCAGCACAGACGAAGACUCCGACCACGAGCCAGUCAAAGCCAGCAACUUCAGGGGAGGAGAGGAAGGGGAAGGGGAGGAGGAAGAGGACAGAAGAGAGGAAGAGGCAGUCAAGGAAGAACAUACCAUUCCUAAAAAAGAAAAAAGGGAUGAAAAGGAAAAUAGGAUGAAUGCUAGAGAGACCACAGAGGGAAAAGAGUCUGUGGCUGGAGAGGAAGAGGCUGGAAAGGAUGUGACAAAUGGAACAGGCAGCGGUGCAAAAAAAAUUGAAAGGGAGAGCAGGCGGAGGACAACCUUGCCGGGAAAUGCACCGCAACGUCCAAGAAGUUUUGUUUGCUCACACCAUCAGAUCCAUUCCACAUACACAAGACCCCCAACAGUGGCUAGUCCUCCCUCCCAUCUCAGGCCUCACAAUCUGGCCAGAGGACACCCCACGCUCCCUUUCUGGAUCUGCCCCACCAGGCUUCCCAACCUCUACCAGGCUUCUAGCUUUUAUGGGACCCAGCAGCCAGACUGGAAUCAGUCAGCUCCAGUCCGCUACAGGAAGACCAGAGGUGGGAGGACAAGGGCUGUUUCCAUGAAUUUGGAUCUUGAGCUGGGAAGGAGUGAGGACAGAGUCAGAGGAUGGAGAGCAGAGAGGGUGGAGGUGAUCAGAGUCAUUGAGGGAGCACCAGGCCAGCAUGGAUGUGUUGGGGUUCCUCAGGGAUCAAUUGUAGGUCCCGGGUCAAUUCAGCAAAUAGGUCCCCUCCCUCAUCUUGCCCAGGAUCCUCUCCCUCUCUCCUCCUCUUCCUCCGGAUGGAUAGAUCAGACAUCCCCGGGAUCUCAAGCUGUGGUCAUGAGAAGAUCAAACCUGGACCCGCGGGACAAGACGAGAGCAUGGCGUCGCCACACAGUGGUGGUUUAACCAGACUUUUUCAUCUACUAAUGCAGUUACAAAGUACCUGCCCUUUACUCACAAACAGUGGAUCACCUGUCACUGCUUCUAAAGCCAAGUGUCUGUCAUGUUGCUUUAGGGAUAUUCAUUGUGACUGUUCCCUCUUGGCUUUUUAAUGGCACUGACGUUAGAGAUGUGAUCUCAUGGAUAAGGAAUGCUUUGACAUUGUAUGCAGUUGUAGAGUUUCAUUCCAAAAUGAGUAAACCCCCAUUUGAAAAAUGUGAAACUCGCUCUGAAAUUAACACACAAAUUCUACUAUUCAACUACUUUUGAAGCUAUUUGUCUUUAAUCCUUUACUUACAAAAUAACUGUAGAUGUAAUUAUCCAUGUUGUUUUAUAUUUUGAAAAGAACAUUAGGGCUGAGCACUGCAAAUUGAGAUCCUGGUAUUUCCAGGAAAUUUUCACCAAAAUCUGAUCACCUUUCUCAGGAAAAAUACCCGUGGGAUCCUUUGAUUUUUCGCUUACAUGUUUACAUACUACGCUUAUACACAUCUGUUGUACACAUAGUCCGAGCUUGAACUGCUAUCAUUAGGGAAAUGAAAUAGGUGGUGCUCGAAGCUUGGUGAGAUGAUGUUUACUUGCAGAGGCAGGUUGGUGAACUACUGUAGCUUGCAAGCUAACAUGCUAACCAGCCAGCAACACUCACACUAGUGUUAGUCACAAUGGAUCUCUGAGCUAGGUAGCUUGCUAAUUGACAGGACACAAAGUUGACAAGACACACAGUUCGUGGAGUAUUUUCCUCCAGCAGGAGAGGUUGAAUUAAGUGAAUGGUGCAACACAGUUAAUAAACUACAGUAGCUUCCAGUGUUCUGGACUUUUCCAACUCUGCAAUACCUCUCUGCUAUUGGUCACGGGUGCAAUUUCAAGUAUUGAAGAUUCAAGGAUUUACUUCACCCCAACAAACCACUGAUCACAACAAUUCCACUUAAAUGAAUAGAUUUUGUAAUAAAAUGUUGCCAUUUUUAAAAGUGUUAGUCUGGGAACCAGACAAAUCCGUGAACUCAUGUUUUCAUUUGCUUUGGUAGAUGCGUCUGCUCCCCCUCCACUUCAAACACAUUUCCACCAGACAUGACAGAGAUGACAGACAAACAGUUGUUAAUCUGUUAUGGGGUGUCCUUGAUAAGGUGACGGACAACUUAUGGAAUCUUUUUGCUUAAUGCAAAAUACAUAAAGAUGUUAUUUCUGGCUUGCACAGGAAAGUGAGCAUCAACCUAGCUUAGUAAAGAGGAGUGGUAUAUUUGAUGGUGAAAACAGCAACACUCGUUCACAGACAUGUUGAUGCUAUACCAUCACAGCUCGUUUCUGCACGCUGUAGUCUGUUCAUUGCUCAGUGCUACAUCACGAUUUACGUCACGACCAUUUACAGCCAUUGAUAACGCCCCCUGGAAAUCGAACAUGAACUGAAAAGUUGCAGACUAAUUUGCAUUUGCAAAUUGAUCUGGUGAUGUCAGGCCAAUAACCUAGUCCUUUAUAGCGUUAUAACUGGAAACACUUUUCACCUGGAGAGCUUUCAUCCAUUAACUUUUCAUGACACUUCACCAUCAGCUGUAUGGCAAAUAUUUUUUUUUAGAAGAAGUGAACAAGGCAGAAUGCAAAAUGUUGAAGUGAAAAGAAGGCCAUACACUGACAUGCAGAGCUCCAUCAAAAAAGAGAAGUACGGGUGAUUGCUGAGCAAUGUUGAAGGCCCUGAAUGGGGCUCUAAAGGAUUCUGAUUAAGUUGGACUUGAAACAAUCUCUGUGAAACUCUUGUGCAGUCGGUGUUUUACGAUGCUAUUCUUCAUACAGCCACAAGAUGGUGCCACAGUAAGGAGUUUUCAGAUCCUACACAUGGGCUUAAAUAUGUAUCACUGAAAUAAUGUUUUGGAAUGAAACCCUUCAAUUGUAAAUUUAAAAUAGGAGUUAAAAACAAGAGAAAGCCAUAUCAGACAUUUGAAAUUCAACUCCAGAGCCCGGCUGCUGCUGUUACAACUAACCCUCACCAGCAAAGACUACAGCAGUCAUCAGCCACUUGUUUUUCCACUGCAAACCGACUGUGCUGUACGCGCUGGUGUCUUCCCCCACUGCUUUUUAUCCACGUGGGCAAAUAUCACAUAUGCACUCUCACUUGCCGGCCUAAGUACAGCACAGUACACUAAUUCAGAGGAAACCUCACCUCAGUUUACUUCUCAGCCCUUUACAAGCUCUUCCAAAGCCUCCUGUGGAUCUACAGGGAACUUCAUCGAUCCGUGGGAGCAAAACAACUCACUCUCUGUGGAUGACAUGACUCGGGCAUUAUGCCAAAGCUUCCAUGGACUAAAAAAAUGCAUGCAUGGGGUCAGUGACAUAUAAAAAUAUGCAAACCCUAAGUGUUCAACACAAGCCUAUUGUGCUUCCCUGUGUGUAUUGUGUAUGUGGGGGGAGGAGUGCCAGAGCUUUGAGGAAGUUAAUGCCUGUUUCAGAGGAGCAAAGUGUUCAAGGCAGCUAUGCGAAGUCAUGCCAAAAUUCUUCUCUUUUCUAUUUGGGUAACUGUACAAUAUCAGCAGUAUGGAGCCAAGACAUGUUCAGCACUUAGUGCAACAGUGAGGCUCAGUUAAUACAUAAUAUCAGUGUUACUAAGAGUAUUGUCAUGGGAGCAGUUGAAAGUGAGUUAAUAACCUCCUUAAAUCCAAAACCACAGAGUCUUACCUGAGUGAUAUAUUUGCAUUUUUCCUUUUCACAUUUUCAGUACUUUCGCUCCCAUUAAAAGUCUGAAAGAGAAAAAAAAAUUAAAUGGAGCUGAACCAAACUGUACUGCCAACCACUGUCAUCCAACCAGACUCCAUGUUUGUCUUAAUCAUAUCUAGACUCAGUCUGUCCUUCUCUCUAUCUGUGCCCUUGUGCAUGUACUUUAUGUACGUGGGUGACUGUGCGUGGACCAAUUUUAUAACAGUUGUACAAAGCCUUGUUAAGUUAACCUGUGUAUAUAAUUAUUAUACAUAAUAUA